Molecule: messenger RNA, 17929 nt
Organism: Bombus pascuorum
Lineage: Eukaryota; Metazoa; Arthropoda; Insecta; Hymenoptera; Apidae
Product: protein couch potato-like
Exons: 9
Coding region: 1388-2368 (326 amino acids)
Molecular function (GO): mRNA binding
Source: RefSeq, a predicted model, not a curated record
CCCCGCGCGCGCACCCGUCUCGAGCGUCGUGCUCGUUCGCAGUCCGUCAGUCUAUCGGCAACCUGCGUACCAGUCGUGUCGCAGUGCUUACGUAACAAUAUAUUAUUAUUAUUCUUACUUGCCUGACCGGUGUGUUGUUCAUUUAUAAAUCGCGGUCUACGUUUUUUCGUUCGUCCCUCGCCGAGUUACUCGUCUUUGCCGCUCGGUCUCUACUCUAAUUAGUUUAAUCGACACGCAAUUGUAUACAUACAAAAGGGUCAAUCGUCAACGUUAAUACAUAUACAUAUCUUUUCUCGAUCAAAUAUAUAAGAACACGCGAAGAAAUACAUAUAAAAUACAAGCACACGUAAAACACGACGAACGCACGCGCCGCGCUCGCGAUAAACGCGCUCUACGUCUCCCGCGAAUCGCCGUUACCUGCCUGUCUCGUCUGCACACGUCGUCGUGCGAGUACAUCCGGAUCCGGAUCGUCGCUGUUCAACAUCGCCGUGCUGGUUCAUCUCCGUGGUCGCGUGAUCGAUCGAUACGCGAUUAUUAAUCAAUAUCGUCUACGAUUACAUACGUGUUGUAAAAUACGCGAAGAAGAGAUAACAGGAGAGGAAUCAGGAUAGCACGUCGCUGCUGCAUGGGUUACUACCUGCGGCCGGUAAAUGAACAAGUGUCGUCGACGAACCACCACUAUAGAGCACGUUCUCUGGGUUCGGCCCUCCUCCACGGGCACGGUGUAUCGAUUGCUCUAAAAUAGACGCGUGGGAACACCUGCAGGCUACAUACACAUUCUACCUACAGCUCAGACUGUCUGGUUCUCGCUGUAGCCCUCUCUCUCUCUUACUUUCCCACUGCAUCGGUCUUUCCUGACGCCCUUGCACAGCUCGUGACAGGUGCAACGAGAGUAACGGCAGCAGCAGCAGUAGCAGCAGCAGCAGCAGCAGCAGCAGCACCGCGCUGUCGUAGGGCUGGAGGUGGUGGAGGUGGUGGCGGUGGUGGCGGAGGUGCAAGCGAUCAAGAAGAAACGUAACAGGAAGCGGAAGAAGCGAAACGAAGGUGAAAAGAAAGAGAGAGAGAGAGGGUAGAAGGGCAGAACGGAAGAAAGUACAAGAGACAUAGAUCGUACGUACGUGGAUAUACGUGCGCGCGCGCGCUCGCCAACGGAAAGGAAAGGAGGGAAAGGUGGAGAAGGAGGAAGGAGGCGAUACGCCUGGGUUUCUCGCGAGAAAAGGGUUAUUUCCAGUGAUACGUCCUGGAGGCGCCUGUCGUCUUCGCCGGUACAACCAUAACGCCGCCCGCUUUAAAACGCCCGAGACGGGAUACGGUGGACUCAUCGCCGCCACCCGCUCGAACCGCAGCCCCCGGAAACCCCGGACCAUCCAGCAAACUCGCUUGCAUCAUGGACGCACCGCUCUCACAGAGUAUGGACUCCGUCAACACGGUAGCCACCGGUGAAGACGAGGUGCGCACCUUGUUCGUGAGCGGCUUGCCGAUGGACGCCAAGCCGAGGGAGCUCUAUCUGCUCUUCAGAGCAUACGAGGGGUACGAGGGGUCCCUGUUGAAAGUCACAAGCAAAAAUGGGAAAACAGCGUCGCCGGUGGGUUUCGUGACUUUUCACACGAGGGCCGGCGCCGAGGCAGCGAAACAGGACCUUCAGCAGGGGGUUAGAUUCGAUCCUGAUAUGCCACAAACCAUACGUUUGGAAUUUGCAAAAAGUAACACAAAGGUUAGCAAACCCAAGCAACCAGCCGCUGCAGCAGCCACCUCGCACCCUGCUCUGAUGCACCCUCUAACUGGACACCUAGGGAGCCCAUUCUUCCCUGGUGGUCCUGAAUUGUGGCACCAUCCACUGGCAUACUCGACCGCUGGCGAAUUACCCGGCACGCUGCAACACGCGACGCUGGUGCAUCCGGCGUUACAUCCUCAGGUCCCCGCGCCCAUGUCUCUGCCGCAUCCUACGACGCUGACGUCGAUACACGCGUCGCUGCCCCAUUUCCUACCUUCGCCGGCACUGGCAUCGCCGGUAGGUUCACCCUCGUCCCAGCCGAACAUAGCAGUGAGCAACGCGCCCUGUUCCACCUUGUUCGUGGCGAACCUCGGCCAGUUCGUGUCCGAGCACGAGCUCAAGGACAUCUUCAGCAGUUUUCCUGGUUUCUCCCGGCUUCGUAUGCACACGAAGGGAGGGUCGCCAGUGGCCUUUGUCGAAUACCAAGACGUUCGCUACGCGGCCCAGGCGAUGGCCACUCUCCAAGGAUCCUUUCUCCUCUCCUCCGACCGGGGAGCAAUACGAAUCGAAUAUGCAAAGUCAAAAAUGGCCGAGGUGGGCUUUACAAAUCUCUGGAUCGAAGGAUCAAAGAGAGAAGAAAACGGGCAACCUUAAGAUCGACAUCAACGGCAUGUAAGAGGAACGAGGGAAGACCAUGCGUGCUUACACCCCGGAAUGCAACGAUCAUCGAGAGACCCGGAUUCAGUUGUUUGCGCAAUGGUAACGAAGAAAACAUCGACAAACAACGAAUCCACGACAAACGGUUCAGCAGGUUUCCAGAGCAAAUCGACCGAGUUGCUCGAGAAAUCGUUGCGAAGACGGAAGAGGCGAUAUGCUAGCGCGGGAAUAAUCACGGGAAACCGAGAAGGAAAAGAAACUAAAAUGGGGUGGGAAUAUAUCGAAAGGAAGAGAAAGUAAAAAGCACGUGCGACAAAAAUGAAAAAAACAGAAAAACAGAGUAACAGAAAUAGAAACAAGAAAGUAAGCAUUCGCGUACACGCAAUAACAAAAAAAAAAAAGGGAAAAAAUACAAAGAAACACGCGUAUAGAGGAAGAAAAUGAGAAAGAUCAGGAAUUAACGAAUGACGAGGCAGGGGUGUGUCUGCGUGUGUAUGGUUCGAGCCUUGUCUCGCGAAAAUCAGCACCACGACAAGUAGGGGAAAGAGAGAAACAAGGAAUAAACGGAACAAAAAAAAAAAAAGAAUUCUUAUAAAUUGCGCGGAGCAACGGCGUUUUAGAUUCGCGACUCGCGGGGGGCCCAAAAUAAUCGCGUAUAUAUGAUAUUCCUAGGUAUAUAUAUUUUUUAACGACUUAACUUAUCGAUCUAUUUCGAUUAGCCGUGUACUACCUUAUCUAUUUAUUUUCCACCGAGUCUUGAUUGCGAUCAACGACGACGACGAAGCGAGAGACACGAAUAGAAGAAAAGGGAAAAAAAAUACGAAAAAAGAAAAAAGAUGAAACGAGAAGAAUACACGAGAAGGAAAGAGACACGAUACAUGUACACACACACACACACACACACAUACACGCACACGCAUACACGAGAAACACGAAAGACACGCGAGAAAACGAGACGGAAGAAUCAUCGCGUCGGUGCGAACUCGCGCAAAGCGUCGUAACGCUCUAGCGAAUUUCUACGCAGAGGCGGUCGCACGUUGCGAUUUCGACACUCGUGACACCAUUUUCUUUCGCAUAUACGCAUCUACACGCAUAUACAGAUACACGAACAACACGCGUAUAUACAUACGUUGGAUACAUACAUACAUACAUACAGAGAGAGAGGAGAGAAGCGUAAAAGCAGGAAGGCACUGUUGAAGUCACACGCGCACGCAUAUAUAUAAAUAAUUGUUCACACGUACACGGAGGAACAUACAGAGUCCACAGUCGCGAAAGAUUCUUUUAGGAAAAUCGAGCCCCGCGCUGUUUUCGAGCAAAUUGUUUUGGAAGAGGAAAGAGAAAUGAAACGGGUUGGAAAUUUAUUGUAUAAUGCACGUUGAUGCAAUUACUCCCGGAGAGACAGAGUAGUUUUGUUGUAGCACGCUCUCUUUAACCUGUUAACUGGAUCGUUUGUUGAAACGUGAACGUGAACGUUUGGAAAGAUACUCCCCAUCUGUUCGAACGUUGAGAGAAUGAAUUUCUAUUUUGCUGUUUCGUAUAGAAAAAUUGAUAAGUGUAAUAGGAACGAAGGAGAGUAUAGAGAACGAAUAUCUAUUUUACUUUUUUAAGGUAAUAAGAGAAAAACGACGGGAAUAGAAUAACGAAGAAACAGUUUGAUAUUUUAACGUACAGCAACGAACGGUGUCGUUUUAACUCCUUGGCUCACGGCGUUCGUCCAUAUUCGUGAGAUCGCGAUGCGUCAGAUAAUAGUUACGAUCUUUUCUCGAUCGAGAAAAUCGAGGACCAUACAUUCAUACGCGUAAUAUAAAAAUUGGCGGAGGAAAACGCGAAAAGUCGCAAGACGAUUCGACCAAAGUAUGCUGCGGAACGAUUAUAUGUCGGAGCGAAAAGCAAAUAAGGAAAGUUAAACAUACCUGUAAGCGUAAACAAAAAUAAUCGCGAAGCAUGGAGUUAAAGCAAAGUACUUAUAUAUAUACACACAUAUAUAUAUAUAUAUUUUUUAAAAUACAAGAAAAAGUAAGUUCAUUCGUAUGGAAAGCAACUUGUUCGUGAAAGUAAAAGACCGAAUUAUAUAUUUCCUAAUUAUCGAAGAUUUUGAAAAGCAACCAUCCAGCCGAUUGCCAGUUAACAGAUUAAAAGUGACGCAGCCGGAGAAAACUCGAGAGAAAUGCUAUCCUAGUAUCUAUAAAUAACUGAAGAAGCGUAUGGAUAUACCGAUUCGACUCGUAACGCAUUCGUUGCAUCUCUGUUUCGUACGAGAAUUGCCAGCAAACUCGAAUCGCGUCCAUUAAUCCCGGGACGAUGUAAUUCGACGGAGGCGUGACUCGUCUCGCGUCACGUAACUCGCGUGCUCGCGAUCCACGAUCCGAGGGAUUCGCGUGGAGAACAACGUCCGACGAAGAAGAGAACGAAACUGAAACGAAAGAGCGAAGGCAAGCGCGGUGGCUCGUAGACGAAAUUGCAUAAUAUAGAGAUACAAAAGAGACGAAGACGAGUACAUCAAGCUUAAUACCAAAGGUGCCCUAAGAAGCGUGUAUUUAUGUUUUAUCAUUGGCGCGUCGCGAAAAGGCGAGCAUAUACAUUUAAUUAUGUAUCUUGUUAAGGAGAGUCUAAUAUCCUAGACGAGAGUGGCGAUGAACGAGAAGCGUGAAUCGGACAAGCGUGAGUGGAAACGAAGAGAGAAAAUACGAAUAUAGAAAUAGCGUGACAGUGUGAGAAAGAGGGAAUGCUAUGAACGAAUGAUCGAUAGAAUGAUUGUAUUAAUUUACAUAAUAAUCUUAUACAUAUACAUAACGAAUGCGAACAUAUCAUAGGAUUAAGCAGUAGAGGGAAGAAAGUUAAAGUUCUUGUAAUAAGGAUAAAAAGAAAAAAAAGUAACUUUUAAAACGAUCUGUCUUUUUAGUGGCGCGGAUAGACAGAAACGAGGAUACGAAGGUGGUGUGUGCCCUGCGUGCUAGAUACGACGGCCAACUCGGCACGUAAUUUGCCCAAGUGCCUUCCCGUUGGUCGAGUCAUGCUGUAAUUCGUACCGUGUAUUAUUCGUCUCGUCCCGAUUUCAAACGUCGAACUCCCCCCUCUCCCUAUUCUCCCGUAAAUCCAUAUUACGUAUUGUACGUAUACCAUACGCAUUAAAGUACGAAAAGAGAAAAAAAAAGACAAAAAAGAAAAAAAGAAAAGGAGAGAAAAAAAGGAUGGAAGGAAUAGUCGCGCAGAGUCCUGAAUUACAGGAAGACGCUUCUUCGAAUUAAAAACUCUUAAUAACUGAUCCAAAGCUGUUCGAGCCUGCCUGAUAGUUUUCUAUCGCCUCGUCGUUUUCUACUUAGACUUUUUUCCUCGAAGGACGGAGAGCUGCCGCAUCGACGCGUGUUCCUCUAAUUAAUAUUUCUCUGCUCGACGAUCGUCCCGUUGAUAGAAUCCGCGUUAACUAUCCCGUACAAAAUGGGUUGAGAAAGAAAGAAUAAGCGGAAAGAGAAGGAAGGGAAAUUUUCGCCGGUAUACGGUAAACGAGAAAGACUAUUUAAAAAAAGAAAACGAGAGAAAACGAUCGAGAAAGUUCGUCAACGGUGAUCGAAAGAAUACUCCUCUGUAUAGCGCGAUGGAAAGAAUGGCAUAUUUUUCUCGUAGAUUCCUCGAAUUUUAUCGCCCGAACGGCUUCCCGAGUCGAUCGACAGCUUCUUUUCUCAGAGUUCACAGCCAAUCAUCGUGCUGAUUAAAUACGAUCCUCGUCGAACAACCACUGGGCAUUUAUUAUACGCAUCCGCAAUUAAUAGUGGCGAGUGGUGAUUAAGUGGUGUAAAGGUGUAAUAGAGAGUGGUAGAGAGUGUUAACCGAACCGUGUGCACGUCAAUGGCGAGAAAUUACGAUGAAAGCGAAGAAUUCAUCGUCGGUGAAGCUAAUUCACACUGUGGAACGGCUAAUUUCACGAUUGGCGUUCAAAAGACACUUCGUCAGCGACAUGAGCCGACCGUCGUAAUUGCUCUCGAGCGUCAGAACGCUCCUUUAUUUUUCUAUUUUCCAUGAAAACACGAGCCGAGAAGAAAAGAAAAGCACGCUCCGAGGGGAGGAAAAACGAGAGUGUUGUGCACAGUUUUAUUCCGUGCACGAUUGUAUUCGUGUCGAGAUGAGAGUUACGCGUGUCUUUAGCGUCGAUCUUCUCGCGAUCGUGCCCGAAUCGCUCGUUCGAAAAAUCACGAACUGAAAAUCUCGUUGCUCGAUGAAAAUGAAUCGUUCUAGAACCUUUAUAUUUGACCAAUUUCUUUCUAAAAUUAUCCAGUACGUAUAUACUAUUAAGAAAAUUCUAUUUAAUUAUAUAUUAUAAUAACCACUACUAGCGUCGAAAUUCCAUUAACGAAUUAUACGAAGAGUUAUUUAUAAUUCAUUAUAUACAAAAUUAUGCUAAUCGUGCUAUUGCUAUGCGUUAAAAAUUCUACUUAACAAAUGCUAGAUUAAUUUCUAAUAUCGACGCAACACGACUAAAUCAAAUUAUUAAAACAAUUAUUUGUUAUAACUUAGAACUUAGGAAAGUAGCUUGACCGCGACAAAUUUUCCUCUUUUUACUCAAUUUUUGCCGGGCAAGCAGCGUCGUUUAAAGGUCCAGGCGGAACAAACCGCCUUUCUAUCUGGCUUUCUUACCACGAAAUAAAAAUCUGCCUGACCUGAAAGAAGAACUUGGCCGGUCCGUUUGCAGAGAACUGGACCGUCGCAAAAAUUUAGAGCGAGACGAGGUGUCCCUUGACGCUGGAAACGGUAAACGCAGCUCGUCGGGCAACGAGAUCGCUCAGGAAGAAGUGUGUCAGUAAUCUCAAGGCUCGGUGAAACAAUUGAAAAUGGAACGGACAACUUUUAAAAUCGGCUCGAAGCUUUCGGCGAUGCCGCGAUGAUUUCGAAUUCUAAGGAAACAUGUCGCUGAAUCGAAGAUGGAACGAAAAACAAGGAGAAAGAGAGAGAGACGGAGAAACGAAAGUAUGCAACGCGAGGUUUCAGGGUUGUCACUUUUCUGAUACAUAUCGUUAGAUCGUUAAGAGCUUGCCGAGCAGGUCGUUUAAAGAUAGAUAAUUGUCCUGGAAAGCGUUUACUCGUCGUCCAUUACGACAAAACGAAGCAAAAAAAAAAAACGGGAAUUUUCAUCCAGCGUUCCUUUAUCUUUUAUCAAUUUUUUCAAAAAGGAAAGGAAAAGUGAAUGGACAUAAAAGAGAAGUUGGUUCCUUUCGCCCGUGGUGAAUGUAUAUUUUAAUAUUAUUUUUGCUGUAAAUAUAACUAUAAAAUCGGAGACAGAUAGAUUCAGCUAUGCAUGAAACAAAAUCUUCACAGGAAAAAAGAAUAAAUAUAGAAAUUCUUCGUUCUCGUCUUUGUCUUUAAAAACUUGUUUUGAGAAGAUCAAUUAACGCGUGUAUCAGCUACAGAGGUAUUUAUUAAUAUCAUUUGAUCUACCUUAGAGUGUAGAAGCAUUAAAACGUCCUUUUACGAGAAAAAUCUCGCAAAAGGAUUUCACGAAGAUCGAGAGAACGUUUCAAAAAAGAAGGAAAGGCCGUUUUCAUACCGUUACGAGAUGGUAGUGCAAUUAUCCUGGAAAGUAAUCCGUGUGAAAUUGGCCAGAAAUUUGACUCUGAAUGAACGACUUCGGUAAACGCUCUCCGGAUGAUCGUUAGUGUAACAAAAAAAAAGCAAAAAAGAAAAAACAAAAAAGUGUGUAAACCGCUUGAAUCCGUGAACUCGUCGAUCCAUGAACAUAUCACCGAAUUUUUGACUCGUUAGAGUAUCGUCGAUGUAUAUAUACAUAUAUACAUAUACAUAUAUAUAUUCAUUAUAGAUAGUGAUCGAAUAAUUUUUUUCCUGAUAGUCGGUAUAGAAAAAUGUGAAAAAGGUUUUAUCGAAUCUCCUCGGAUGCUCUCUUAAGUGUGUCUUGGAUUAUAUACAUGGGUAUAUUAUAUAUACAUAUAUAUAUAUGUAUGUGUAUAUAUAUAUAUAUAUAUAUAUGUGUGUAUAUAAUAAAUUUAUUAAAACAAAUUGUUUUACAUUGGUAGCGGGGAAGCGUAGUUUCAAAGGUAAAAGGAGUUAGUCAAUUCGUCUGUGCAAGCGUUCCCUUUUAAACGAGAGUCAUCGUGAUUUUAAGGAAAACACGGAGAAAAAAUAAAACGAGAGACACGCAUUAUGUGAUCUUUGGAAACGAUGGAAAGCAUAGCCUAAGUUGUAAAAUCCAUGCGAGGCCUUAUAUUUGCGAAUUCGGAGAGAGCGACGACGCAAAAAAAAAAAAAAAGGAAAAAGAGAGGAGAAGUAUGAAACGGCACAGAUUCGUUUGCCUUUUGUUACUGUCGUUAUUAUAAUUAAUUUAUUAGAAAAGGAAAGGAGCAAAGUGAGUGGCAAAAAAUGGGAAUUAUAUCGAGUAUCUUCGAUUCCGAAGAAAAAAUGAUCCCCAAAGAAAAUGGUUCUUCUUCGUCAUCUUGUACUUUUUCUUCUUCUUCUUCUUCUUCUACUUCUUCUUCUUCUUGGGGGAAUCGUUCGUCGUCAUGGAUCCUUCUUUCGAGUCUUCAUCAGGUCCCAUUAGAUCCGCGGAUUAUUGAAUCGAGCGUAAUUCGAACUGAAUCGCGAACCGUGACUACCGACGUGGAAAAAAGAGGAAAACGAAGGCUCUCGAAUGCCUUUCCCAGGGCAACGUAUUCGCUUGACCUUAACGUAACAUAUCAUUUUACAAUUAAAAAGAAAAAACAAUAGUUGUACUGCCCAAGAUAGAGAGUGAAUGAACGUGAUCUGCGUAUAUAUGUGUGCGUAAGUGUUAUUAACGGUAACGUGUGAGUGUUGAACAAUUUCUAGCUAAUUAGAACGACGAUCCACGCAAUUCCUGUCCGUAUUUCGGCCCGAAAAAGCAAAGUAAUAUCGUACAACAAACGCGUGAAACUGAAUACACCAAAAUACACAAGAAGCGAUUACUCGUGUGAACGCGCGUUUAUCGUCGACGUCGCGCGUGACCACGCAACGUUUUGUCGUCGACAAAUUUUCAUUCGAACCUCACUCUAUUAAAAAAACAAAAAAAAAAAAAAAAUAGGAGAAACAAUAAGAAUUGCGACGACGCUUCGGAAAGAAGAAGCAUCGUCGCGGUGUUAAAAAAAAAAGUAUAAUUCUUCGGCACUCGCGGCCAAGCUUUUGCUACUUUUGUAUGAAAACGACGAAAAAAAAACUUAUUACGCCACCGAAGCUGUGAGAAAUCUGGAAGAAUAAAAAAAGAACAAGAAGGGAUGUGUCAAAGGAAGAAAGAUAAAACGAGGGAAAACGCGAAAAAGAAAUGUUCGGCAUGCGCGAAGUCGCGAUCGAGCGACACGAUUUUUCGAUAUCCAGCUACUCGUAUCGCUUGCUCCGCUAUUAAUUACUCGACAGCUCAGUCGCGUUCCAUUGGCUCGUUUUGGAUCUUUUUCUUCUUUCUCUUCAACUUUGUCGGCAACGCCUCGAGAGUCUUCUAUUUUCGCGAAAGUAGAUGCAUAGACAAAGUCAUUGAAAUCAUAAAAUUGGUUAUAUUAUUAAGAUGUCUUGAUUGUUCGAAGGAUACGCGAAUGAUCGACUUUAUUCCUGUUAAGAGUUCAUUUAAAUUAUAGAAAUGCGAGGGUUCCUAAGAGAUUAAAGAGCUCUGAGAAUCUUUAAUCACAGAUCGAAGAACUUUCAAAAUUCAAAGGAAAAUACAUUUUCGAUAGUACAAUUGAAAGGAAUUAGAAGAGAUCCAAAAAUUCGAAAUGAUAAUUCUACCAACUAAAGUCGGUCGAUUUUCAUCAAAAUUCACCGAUCGUACUUUCCAUGGGUAAUGUUUCUUCGUUCCGAUAAAGAUGGAGAAAAGUCGUCGGAAAGAAAAAACAGAUUGAACGCAUAUCGAGAAUAGCCCAAAACGAGCUGAAGGAAUCGCUUUCACCGAAGACAACGAGGGAAACUAGGGAAGAAUAGAGAAAUAUUCAGCGAUAAGAAUACGCAAUUGUUAGAUCGGACUCGAGAGAAUCAAAGUUUCUUCUUCGACCGUGUAUUUUUCGUUGUACAGACACGACCAAAAUUAUUAAACCAUUGAAAUUGAAAUUUAUAUCUUGACUACGACUCAUUCAGUGAAAAAAACCAUUAUCGAUACAAACCUGGAAAUGUUAUUUUAAAGAGGAGGAAGGAAUCAACGAUCGUGUACAACAAAAAAUCACGAAUAGAAGAUAGGGAAAGCUGAAUAAACGAACAACAGGAGAAAUCGAUUCCGUGCGUGAUACGAAAAUCAACCGAUGUAACUGGUUAAUUCGCAACGCAAAAGAUACAUUUGCGAUGAGGUUCGCUCGCUCGCGAUGAAUCGUUUCGAUUAAAUCUAAAAAGUGCUUUACAAGUGAACUAAGGAAACUCAUAUCAGUAGGCAGUACGCUAUACAGUUUACAAUUAUAUAGAAUGGCAUUUCGCAUAAGGAUUAGUAGAAACCAAUAUAAAUACGGAAAGUAUAUAUAUAUAUACAGAUAGCUAUAUAUAUAUUGGAGUAAAGGAAACAAAUAUAUAUAUAUGUUUAUCAUACGUCGUGAACGGAAUGACGAAGAGGAGUGAAAAGAGAAAAGAGGGGAGGGGGGAAGAGAGAGAGAAAAAAAAGAAGAUAAAGCAAAGUACACACGAAUCAGAUAUUUUGUACUGUGACUAAAGAAUUAUUCUAACGAGUCCGUUUUUGUUUCUUUUUUACAUACGUAUAUGUAUAUAAUAGAUAUGUAUAUGUAUACACGCGAAAGCACAGGCAAUAGAUCACGAAGAAAGAACCCGAACGAGGCUGACCAACCGUGCGAUCGAGAGCUUAUAGAUUCUGGAUCCCUUGGAUCAUGUUUUUUCACGCCAACUAAAAACAAACGACGAAAUCAAGAAGAAUUUCCAAGAAAUCUACUCUCGUGGAUCGUGUAACGAACGUUAACGGACAAUUCGGAGACGUAACUCGUCUCAAGAGUGUGGCAAGUCUUUAUCGUGUUUCCUUAAGAACGAACAAGAAGAGUCCAUCACGGCGACAACGUCAAACUAUCGAUAAAAGGCAGAAGCGCUUAAGAAAGCACAGGUGAGAAGAUGCGAUCGAGAAAAAGAACAUGAUUUUCCGCAUGAUCCUGUACAAGCCGGAUAUUUUCUAUGGAACUCGAAGAAGAUCUUUAUCCAAUAGGAGAAGGAACAGAGAAAACCUGCGUUCUCUUUGUUUGAACGAAGGAAAUAUAUAUAGCUGACGAACACCAAAGACAUCGAUACGUAUAUCUAUCGUAUAUCUAUCCAAAGAUCGCGAGGAUAUUUAGACGGCAGUGUUGUGUCGUCAUUGCGACACGAUGUUACGACAAAUCGUCGAACACCCUGUGAACGGUGAAAAGUGGUGUCCGGCCGAAGGAAACAAGACGUGCGAGCUCGAAAUUUCAAAGUGACGAGCAGGGCCGACGAAUGGAAAUACACGGAUGAAAGAUAGAGAAACGAAAAACCUGCCACAUACACAGAGAUAAAAUAGAUCCCGAAUCCGUCCUAACGAGACGACGCGCUGAAAAUCGACGAAUCUCUGGCCCGGCGCGUAUCAGCACCGCGAGUCCGAGUUUAAGAAAAGUAGGCCAGUCUCGAAACGGUAUUUUUCCAAGCAUCCGAGAAAUUAUUUUUGAUCGCGUAACCUCGCUCUCUGUCCACGAUAUUCUUCACCGGAACGCUGGUUAGACCGAAGCAAACGUGUCCAUAGGGAGGCCUUCGGGUGUCGAGCUACCGAGUUUCGAGCGUUUCAUUCCGUAAAUCGUGACCACGAGCUCGCACGCCUUGUAAAUCGAUAAGCGGAGGAAGGUAAAAAUGACCGUAUCUCGUGACCAAGUUUCUCAAACGAUAUUACGUUUUGAUAGGAUCGAAGUGUAAGACGAAGGAGUGGGAAUAGAGGCUGACCACGACGACACGAAUGCUCAGCGUUCCACCGAGAAGGGAAGGAAGAGGUAUUCUUAAUGGAAGAAGUAUAGCGCAGCCGUGAAAUAACGGCUGAACAUGUUUCGAGCGUCUAGGUAAGAGAAUUGAUGGAACUUUAAGAAAUCGAAGAGUGGGUCGUUCGUAUUUAACGUUAUAUAAUUAUUUCGCGAAUAAUAACAUUCGCAAAUUUCGAUAUAUCUUUGAAUAUAUGUUAUCCGUAUUUAACGUAAUUAUCGUACGAAUGGAAAUUACAUUUGUGUAAAUAAAUUUCUAUAACUCGAGAGCGUCUGCAAAAGUUUCAUAGAUGGUCGAUGUUGUAACAUAUUUGCCAAGGAUGUUGCAAUUUGGAUAACAAAUACUUGAAACGCGACGAAAUUCCAAACGGUAAAAAUUACUUGCCAUUUAUUACACACGCCAUCGUUCUAUUUCUGAUACAAACGGAACGAUGUUUUCAAUAUCACGUAAUAUGACACACGCGCAAACCUUGUUUAUUAUUUUAACUAGUAAUAUAUAUAAUUUUAGAACUUUUAAAGAGAACCGUAGAAAUCCGAUCGUCGAUUACUAAUCGUCGUUCGAAAGCUUGAAAUCGAAACUUUGCAGAAUCUCGUGUAUCGUCGUCGAUAGCGUUUCAACAAAGUUAUUACGAAAUACGUGUUUCGAUUAUGCUUCGAUUUUCUAUCGAAGUAUAUAGAACGCCUUUGUGAAAAAAGUUUUACACGCGAUCGCGCCAUACUUCUUCCAGCAAUCAAGUAGGUUACAAGGAACGUUGGAAUAAAAGUGAUAGGAAAGCGAAAUCUCGCGACCACGUACAAUAAGACAUAUCAUUUUUUCUAAUAUACCCAGACGACGUAGAUUCUCGUCUAAAUAGAUUAAAGAGAAGAAAAGGAAAAGAAAAGCGAGGAGCUUUCGAAAGACUUCGAAAAUUGUCCUCGAUCGAUCGUCACCUACCUUACCGACAAUUUUUUCGAUCUUUCUGAUCAUCAAAAGUAAUAAGAAAGUGGUAAAAAGAAAAGAGAAAAAAGGAGGAAUAGGUAAAGAGUUUAAAGGUAGAAAAUCGUCAAGUCCAUACAUUCCGAAAGUAUAAUACGGCGCAUUAAUUAGGGACCGUAGCUAUCGUGUAUAAAUAUUUACAGAUAUUAGGCUCGGCUAUAAUUUAAACGCUAUAUUUAUUAUUAUAUACAAAGGUUUUAAGGUGUUAAAGAAAAGAAAAACUUGUAACUCGUUCUAAUCUAUAAUAGCAUACAUCUCGUGAUGUUUUUUUUUCUCGUCGAGUUUUUCGACCGUUUCGCGAUUAAAAAAACGUGUGUGAUCGUAGAUUGUUCGACGUAGUUGUUAUUCGAAAGGGAUUAAUAAUGUCGCGUGCGCUUCUUUUCCGUGCUCUAUGUGUUUUAGUUGCACAUCCGUCUGGCGAUGCUUCGCGUAUAUUAGCGGAAGUGACGUUGCCUGAAAGUAAUUUUUAUCCCUCUGAUUGACAGGAUGGAGUCGAGGCGAUCUACAUCGUAUAUUUCUCAAAUAACAUCGUUCCCAUCGAUUACAACUAUCGUUUGUUACCGUUGAUCGUUAUUUAUAAUGCAUUUACGGGAAAUUUCCAAAUGCGGAAAUACACGUAGCAUAUAAAAAUACGUAAAAUAUCCAAAGUAUGGUACUCUUUAUAAUCUUCAGUUUUUACUUAGAUUCCAUGUUUUUAAUUGUAUUUGAAGAAAUAUGAAUUCGCGUUUGCUCGUAAAAUAUCGCGUAAUCUCGUAAUUUCCAAGAUAUAAUCGAUUCUGACUGACUCCAUUCUAUCAGUUACGUCGAUAAAUACACUGCUCAAGAUAGAUAGUUAGAAAACGAUCUAUCGAUCUUACUUGUAAACAUAGAUAUUAUUUAUUUAACAAAUUGUAAUUGGAAGUUUUCGUAUGUUACACGCGUACACCAUGGUUUCGCAUACACGACAGGCGAACGAUUUUCGCAAACGAAUGCAACCCAUAUGCACCACGAUGAAAGUGUGCGCGAUAAUUGCUUCUAUCUGACCUUGCAUCCGAGUUGAAGCCACUUUCUGCGUUUCAACAAUUCCACAGCCGAUUCUAUUCGGCCGCAAUUGGAAUCAACGCUCCGUAUCUCAUGCGUGAUAUCGGUCCCUAUAAACGCUCUCGUAGUUUCCUAGGAAUCAUUCCAACACGUUUUCUUAACACGAACGGCACAUCAAGAAAAUUUCCAACGGCCAGUCCUUGUUCCGAAGAACGGUGGGAAAAGCCAGUCGAUCGAUAGGUAGACUACGUAUAACUUCGAAUAAUCUACGAUUCUAAUCUAAUUAAAGCGCAAAUAGCAAUUUCUUCGUACAAUAUAUUUAAAAAAGAAAACAUAUCUAAAAAUAUCCUUUUACUUUUUAAACUUGUAAUUCGUAGAAUUAUAUUGAAAAAAAAAUGAAGCAUACAACAAUUGAAUCUUUCUUUAUAUAAAUAUAUUUCGCAAAAAUGAAAUAUUUCAGACUACAAAAUGUAACUACACUUUGUCGUGUUAUUUUCGAACCUCGUAGCCCGAAGAACUAAAACCGAGGAAAUCUAUCACCAAAUGAUUUACGAUAUAUUUUUGUACGAAUGGUGUACGAUAUAUGUAUAUAUAUUUUUUUUUUUUUUUUAUACUUCGAAUCAUUGAUUGUACUGAGCAGUGUAUUUCACCUUUCAACUCGAGAUUUGAAAAAGAAUCUCGCGGUAACACGGAUGUUCCAUCCCAUUCAUUCCCGCGGAUGAUCCGCAUGUCGAUAGUCAAUUCGUCGAUAUUUUACAUGAAAAGAUAAUUCCUGACAGAAAUUGCCGCGUCACCGAUCUCGUGACGUUGAUUCAAGUCGAUUAAUCGACUCUUUUAAUAAAACAAUUAGGAAAUUCCGUGAAACGUCUGCUUCGACGUUAUAUGUAUAUUACAUAUAGGUGUUUAUUCAAGGAAAUUUCAUUCUCGCUAUCAGAUGUUCUUUGCACAUAGGUACCUGAAAGGUUCGACUAUUUAUUAAUUUGUCAAGGCUGCGUAAACAAUCCCAAAGAAUAAAAGAUGCUAUUUUACGUGUCCGUGAUGAUGAAUCUCAUAGGUAUCUCUUAAGCGUGUAAUUAUCGUGGUACAGACGAACGGCGAUUCGCAUAUCGUCAUGCGUCGCCAUCAUAAUUUUACUACGUGAAACUAAGUGGAACAAUGGAAAUCAAUUUUCUUUUUGUUUUGUAAAUAUUCGAUUAGAGACUGUCUAAUGAAAAAAAAAAAAAUCUACCUAUAGGAAAUUUCGAAGAAUCUUGGAUAGAAAGAAUUUCUGUAAAUCCUAAAUACGUUUCAAAUGUAAAGAAAUUUGAACAAAGAAUCUCCGUAAAUUCCAAGAAACCUUACAUGAAGGAUCUAUACAAAACCUGAGAUAACGUGCGAUAGAAAGUAUCAGUAAAUUCUGAAAAAUCUUCAACAGAGAAUCUCUGAAAAUUGUGAGAAGUGUCGGAAGAUCGCUCUUUUCGGAGUUUUCUUACGUAAUGGAAUAACUAUGGAAAUCGCAUAAACUCGCGAGAAAGUAUCGGUAAAUUCUGAAAAAUCUUUAAUAAAAAAAAAAAAACUCUGAAAAGUGUUUGACAAACGAAUGCUCCGAAGAUCCUUAUACGAUAGAAUAUCUACGGAAGAUCCACAUAAACUUGGGAGAACCUUCUAUAAAGAAGAAAGAUAGAUAUUCCAAAGUGAACCAUACAUAUCAAAUAAUAAACGAUAAUCUUCGUUAUCGACGUUUACAAUCGCGCAUAAAUGGGAUAGUUAUUAACGAUGGCCACGAUGACUGACUCGAUCGUCCGUGGACAUUGAUUCUGACUAAUUAGAAUUAUAGAAGCCAAUUAAACAAGCCUCGAUCGAAGAAUCGAUUAACAACGAUGAUCGCGUAUUGGAACAAUGUUUGUAUUGUAAAAGUAAAGUAAAAAAAGUAAAGAAAAGGAGGGGGUUGGGGGAAAUAUUACAUAUGGGAAGACACGAACCAAGACAAAGAAAGUCUACGUUUAUUUAACAACGUACUCGAUAAUGUAUGCGAACAAUGAAUACAGGAAUUCGAGAUCUACUUACUUAUAUAGAUAUUUAUGAUAUUCGUGAUAAACUGAUAGGGUCGAAGCAGAUGAAAGUUAUAAAAAGCAAAAGAAGCGUGUGAAAUUAGUAGAAUUGAUGUCUACACGUCGGACGACGUUUAUAGAAUGGGUGCAUCGUUAAAGGAGAACGAUAAACGUUAUUAUGGUUGAGUUAAACAUCGAAGUUUAACGAUGUAACGAUGUACAGGGUGGUUCGUCAUUGAUGAAAUUUAUUUAGCGAUCGAUUUAGCAUUGAAAAUUAUUCUUUUUAAUUAUAAUUUUAUAUUAUAGUUGCCCCGUUGUUUUUAUAAUAAUUAUACCUUCUCAAAAUUCCUUGUACUUUUUCGAAAGAGUGAUAUUCUCUUUAUUAUUAUCGACUUUUGAUUUCGAAUAAAUCAACUGUAAUUUAAACACAAUUGCGAUCUAGUUUUGACGUUUUUCGAUGCUUGAUCGAUCGUUAAAUUAGAACCUAAAAAUAAUGAAACGUCUCGUAUAUGUAAAAAGAAAAUUUUUUAAAAUAUAACAACGUUACAAUGUUCGUAAUUAGCUGUUUAAAUUAUAUCUUAAAAAUGCCGACUACUUCGGGUUUUAGAAGAUCAUCCGAUAAGCGCGUUUAAAAUAAGUUGUAUGAUCUUUAUUUUUCACCAGCAAGAUAAUUGCCUCGACGGAAGGCGUGACGAAAAUUAUUCAAACACAUUGUGAAACAGAAACUGGUGUUGCACAAUUCCAGCCGUUCGUAACAAUGUUCGCAAAGUAGACGCGUAAAAGGUCUACUUUCCUUCUAAUAAUUUAUCACUAAUUAGCUACCAUCCGCUUAUGAAUCGUAACGAACGCGACUCCAAAUCACCGUUGCGUGCUUAACACCACUUAACUUCGACUUCUUGGUACGAAAUUGUACUAAAUUAUGCGCAUAAAAGGUGAUUAACGAUGAAAAGAAGGAAAAUACGAAGAACCUCUUACGCGCAAAAAAAUCAGCUGUAAUUAAGUAGCCUGACAUUGGUAAUCUAGAAUUUCUGGAACAAGGUGAAAGAUCUACCUUCUAAAUUCUACUUUUUAAAGCUUAAUUAGUCCCCGUUUAAGAAGGCGAUUUCCAAUAUUAACUUACAAAAGAUAGAUACUCCCAUUUAAAUAUUUUAUCGUAUAUUUGUUUUUCUAUAAUCUAAUAAUUUACAUAAUCGUACAUCCAAUAAAAUAAAGAAGAAAACGUGAAAAAUCUGUAGAACGUAAAAUUGAAGCAUAAAAGACUCGAAAGGUAUUUAUCCUCCGUACUUGUAUUCCGUACUGUACGAUUAAUUAUUCGCAUCGAUAUCCUCUCUAGAACAUAUUAAUUUAUUUAAUUAUGUAUUUAAUAACAUUUAUUUACCUAUGUAUUUACCUACAUAGAAAGCAAAGUUUCAACGUUCUUACUAUCCCAUAUCGUACCAAUAAUACGAUAUAUUUAAUCUCGUUUUCUCUAACUUAUUUAUUCGUAUUUAUAAUCUUUGUGAUUUCGCAACAACCAAAGACAAGAUACCUGUUGUAUUGUAUUGAUAACCGCGUAUUUAAACGAAAAUUAUUUAUAUCCAAAAAGAAAGAGGCAUUUCAUCGUUGGUAAGCACCUAAGAAA